Messenger RNA from Acomys russatus (golden spiny mouse), 566 nucleotides. Its product is annotated as keratin-associated protein 9-3-like. NCBI's taxonomy places the organism in Eukaryota, Metazoa, Chordata, Mammalia, Rodentia, Muridae. The transcript has 2 exons. Bases 57 to 398 code for a protein of 113 amino acids. The record is from RefSeq and is a predicted model, not a curated record.
UUCCAUCAUUUCAGAGGGAGGGCAGGGCGGGAAGCAGGGGAGACAGAGCACCACACAUGGAUGAGUCUUCUGAGCAUGUGUUCCUCCUGCACCGCUUGUCUGCUGUCUUCCUCAGCCAGGUCAGCAGCAGUCCCCAGACUGCUGGCUACUGCCACAGCAGCCACUGCUGCCACCACUGCUGCCACAGCAGCCACUGCUGCCACCACUGCUGCCACAGCACCCAGAGCUGUGACGAUGGCGACGCAGAGAUCUGCGGGGCCUGUGGUGGCUCAGGCAGCAGCCACCACCCCCAGAACUGCAGCAGCCCCCAGAGCUGGAGCUGCAGCAUCCCCCAGAGCUGGAGCCGCAGCAGCCCCCAGAGCCCAGGCUACAGCAGGAAGAAACAGGGGGGCACUUAGGGGGACACUUAGGGGGACACUUAGGAGGGCACUUUGGGGUCUGGCACUUGGGAGGGCAUUUAGGGGUGCACUUGGGAGGGGGCUGGCACUGCUGCUGGUUCUGUUGGCAGGACAUCUUCACUGUGGCUGGUCAGGAGCUGUGAGAGAGACACACACAUGUCAGAUACA